CUUCUACGCGUUAAGAAUGUGCUCUUCGAACUGAUGAGGUCAAGCCGGUUAAGGUGAGGGUCACGCGACCUGCGAUAAAAGUCCGUUUUGGCCAAAAAGCGCGAGUCUUAGUCGCGUCAUGGCCCCGCUUGCACCGCCCGCCUGCAUCCCUCAUCUGCCUUCUAUUUGCAAGGCGGCGCCGUUCAGCGAUGACCCUGAGGCGGUCGCCGAGUGGCACCGCUGCGACUACACCACAAAAAUCACCGCCGAAGUGGCCAAGGCGGGAACAGCAAAGAGGCCGGUGAGAGUGUACGCAGACGGCAUCUACGACCUUUUCCACCAGGGCCACGCUAGACAGCUCAUGCAGGCCAAAAGCAUGUUUCCAAACGUCUACCUCAUCGUCGGAGUGAACGGCGACACGUUGACGCACGCGAAAAAAGGUCGGACGGUGAUGUCUGAGGACGAAAGGUACGAUGCGGUGCGGCAUUGCAGGUAUGUGGACGAGGUGGUGCGUGACGCGCCUUGGCAGCUCGAAGACCACUUCUUGAGCCGCCACAAAAUUGACCUCGUAGCGCACGAUGACGAGCCGUACUUGACGGGCGUUGGUGGCGUCGACGCAUACGCCCUUGUUAAGCGACGGGGCAUGUUCGUGGCCACUGAGCGCACUGGGGGUGUCUCCACCUCAGACCUGGUCGCCCGCAUUGUCAAAGACUACGACGUGUAUGUGCGCAGGAACCUGGCCAGGGGCUACUCAGCCAAGGAGCUCAACGUCUCUUUCCUCAGGGAGAAGAAGCUAAUGAUCCAGGAGAAGGUGGACAAACUGAAGGACAAGAGCAAACGCAUGUUCGAGACCAUAGACGAGCGCAAGUCAGACAUGAUAUGCAAGUGGGAGGAAAAGUCUAGAGACUUCAUCGAUGCUUUCUUACUCCUCUUUGGCCGCGAAGGUCGCUUGCAGCACAUGUUGACCGAAAGCAGAGGGCGUUUGUUGCACGCGUUGUCGCCGCCAGGCAGCCCAAGCCGCAACAGUACCUCGUCCUCCGACGACUGCGAUGAAGUUUUGAGCCCUCCUGUAAAGACAGCUCGGUAUGAAAUCAGCCCUUCAUCUUCGCACACUCUCCGCGUCCAUCCAACAAACGGUGACUUCUCGGAAAAUGAAGACCUUUGAUUUUUUAUGAAUUUGAAAUAAACUAGCAAUAAAUAUG
Messenger RNA from Neocloeon triangulifer, 1181 nucleotides. RefSeq names its product choline-phosphate cytidylyltransferase A-like. NCBI's taxonomy places the organism in Eukaryota, Metazoa, Arthropoda, Insecta, Ephemeroptera, Baetidae. Gene Ontology annotation, biological process: CDP-choline pathway. The transcript has 7 exons. The coding region runs from base 119 to 1144 and encodes 341 amino acids. Gene Ontology annotation, molecular function: choline-phosphate cytidylyltransferase activity; phosphatidylcholine binding. The record is from RefSeq and is a predicted model, not a curated record.